AGGCAAAACUUGAUGGACAUGUUCCAAUCAAUUACGAUUCUCACUUGAAUCGAAAUUCCGCUUUUUCUGGUGAAACGAAAAUUGUCAAGUGUUGUCAAUGGCUCAGAUUCCCAACCUAGACAAUGCUCCCGUAAAUCUCACAUCUAUUAGGGAACAAUCUCAGAAGGAGCUCAUCAACAUCCUCAAGAAUGUUCGAGGAAAGAAGUGUUUGGUCAUUGAUCCGAAGCUCGGGGACUCUCUAUCGCUUAUCAUACAGACAUCCAUUCUUAAGGAAAUUUUCUUUCCCUUACAUGGAGUUGAAUUGCGGCAUCUCACAGCCGACCCCAUUCAAAGUGACUGCAGCAAAGUGGUUUACCUUGUGCGUGCUCAGCCUAAUUUGAUGAGAUUCAUAUGUUCUAAUGUUCAUGACGACAUAUCAAAAGGACUGCAAAGAGAAUAUCAUGUUUAUUUUGUCCCCCGCCGCACUGUUGUUUGUGAGAAAGUUCUUGAGGAAGAGAAAUUACAUCAUAUGAUUACAAUAGGGGAAUAUCCCUUGUAUAUUGUACCGAUGGAUGAGGAUGUACUGUCGUUUGAACUUGAUCUUUCUUACAAAGAAUGCCAAGUUGAUGGUGAUACAAGCUCACUUUGGCAUAUUGCAAAAGCCAUUCACAAACUUGAGUUUUCUUUUGGAGUGAUACCAAAUGUGAGGGCGAAAGGAAAAGCAUCUGUACGCAUUGCAGACAUCCUAAACCGAAUGCAAGCCGAGGAACCGGUUAACUCAACUGAUAUGGUUGUGCCCGAGAUAAAUACAUUAAUCCUUUUAGAUAGAGAGGUGGACAUGGUGACUCCCUUGUGUUCCCAGUUAACAUAUGAGGGGCUACUUGAUGAGUUUCUGCACAUCAACAAUGGUUCUGUAGAGCUUGAGGCAUCUGUUAUGGGUCUUCAACAAGAAGGAAAAAAAACUAAAGUUCCACUCAAUUCAAGUGACAAGCUUUUUAAGGAGAUUCGGGAUCUCAACUUUGAAGUUGUUGUCCAGAUUUUGCGUCAAAAAGCUACAUCCAUGAAGCAAGACUACACAGAGAUGACAACUACUACACAGACAGUUUCUGAGUUGAAGGACUUUGUGAAAAAGCUGAAUUCAUUGCCAGAGAUGACAAGGCACAUAAAUCUCGCUCAGCAUCUAUCAACAUUCACAUCAAAGCCUUCAUUUCUUGGGCAGCUUGAUAUGGAACAUACAAUUAUUGAGGCCCAGAGUUAUGACAUAUGCUUUGAUUAUAUUGAAGAAUUGAUCCAUAAGCAGGAGCCUUUAGGAACAGUGCUACGCCUUCUAAUCCUGUUUUCUGUUACUAAUUCUGGUUUGCCAAAGAAACAUUUUGACUACUUGAGGAGAGAACUACUCCACAGCUACGGAUUUGAGCACAUAGCAAUGCUAAAUAAUUUAGAGAAAGCUGGACUCUUUAAGAAACAGGAGUCAAAAAGUAAUUGGCUUACUAUAAAACGUGCUCUGCAGCUUGUGGUUGAAGAACCUGAUACGGCCAACCCCAAUGAUAUUGCUUACGUCUUCUCUGGAUAUGCACCACUUAGCAUUCGUCUGGUUCAGCAUGCCAUUCGAUCUGGAUGGCGUCCUGUUGAAGAAAUUUUGAAACUGCUUCCUGGACCUCAUUUGGAAAUAAAGAGGGGUGGAUUUUCAAAUAGCCCAUCAUUUGACUCUUUAUCAGGGGUUUCAACCAGCAUAGCUAAAAUACCCGAUGGAAGGCGUGCUCUGGUGCUUGUUGUCUUUGUUGGGGGCGUUACCUUUGCCGAGAUUUCUGCACUUCGAUUUCUCAGUGCUCAGGAAGGCAUGGCAUAUGAUUUGAUAAUUGCAACAACAAAAAUGGUCAAUGGCCAAACCUUGGUUGAAACAUUUAUGGAAAAGCUAGGUUGAUUAACGAGUGUAGUUUUAUAAUCUCGAGUGCCUUUCUGGUUUAGAGAGGCGAGUUUAUAUUGGAUGAUGCCAAACCAAUGCUAUGCCUAAGCGAAUUCUUGUAGGAUGAUGCCGAACUGAUGAUGUGAUGAAAGCUCUAUUGGUGCUGUAGAAUUGUGUGAUUGGGACAAUUGGGAGGAUAGAAGCCUAGUCUUUCGAGGGGACUAUCUGGAAUUAAUAGUAUGAGGGCUAUUUUUCGCUGUGCUCUUAUUUCAAUUUGUGGCAAAUGAUCGAGCAUUGUAUGCCUACUUAUGUUUGUAGUGUGUUAGUGUUGAUUUUGGUUGAAAAUAUUAAAUGAAAUAGGGGGUGUUUGGUAUGAGAAAUUUUUUAUUGCUGAGAAAAAAAUAUUCUCGGAAUAUGAUAGGUAAUUUUUUUGGCCUGGGUAAGUUACAGAAAGGUGUUUG
Messenger RNA from Gastrolobium bilobum, 2346 nucleotides. Its product is annotated as vacuolar protein-sorting-associated protein 33 homolog. Gene Ontology annotation, biological process: vesicle-mediated transport; intracellular protein transport. The coding region runs from base 98 to 1903 and encodes 601 amino acids. The transcript is spliced from 22 exons. NCBI's taxonomy places the organism in Eukaryota, Viridiplantae, Streptophyta, Magnoliopsida, Fabales, Fabaceae. The record is from RefSeq and is a predicted model, not a curated record. Gene Ontology annotation, cellular component: vacuole; CORVET complex.